AUGGCGGAGGUAGCAACGAUAGGGAACAAAACAGACAACACAAUAGUGUGUUAUGCACCAACAAUGAUAACAACGAAUGGAAUAUGGCAAGGUGAUAACCCAUUGGAUUAUUCUCUUCCACUCUUCAUCUUGCAAUUAACUUUGGUGGUUGUCACCACUCGCCUUCUCGUUUGCAUCCUCAAACCCUUCCGUCAACCUCGUGUAAUCUCUGAGAUCAUUGGGGGAAUCAUACUGGGUCCUUCGGUACUAGGUCGGAAUAUGAAGUUUGCCAACACAAUAUUCCCAUUACGAAGCGUGAUGGUGCUGGAGACAAUGGCAAACGUAGGUCUUCUUUAUUUCCUCUUUCUGGUUGGGGUGGAGAUGGACAUCUCAGUAAUCCGAAGAACGGGGAAGAAGGCUCUAGCCAUCGCCGGCGCCGGCAUGGUCUUGCCCUUCAUCAUCGGCUGCUCCACCUCCUUCCUCAUGCGCCAGAAAGCCCAAGCGUUAAACCAAGGCACCUUCAUUUUGUUCCUCGGCGUCGCCCUCUCCGUCACCGCCUUCCCCGUGCUCGCUCGCAUCCUUGCCGAACUCAAGCUCAUUAACACCGACCUCGGUCGCGUCGCCCUCUCCUCCGCCCUCAUCAACGACAUGUGCGCUUGGAUUCUUCUGGCCUUGGCCAUCGCAUUGGCCGAGAACGAAUCCACCUCCUUGGCUUCCCUCUGGGUGAUUUUGUCCAGCGCGGCCUUCGUCGUCUUCUGCAUUUUCGUAGUGCGACCGGCGGUGUCGUGGAUGAUUCGCCAGACGCCAGAGGGCGAGACCUUCAGCGACUUCUAUAUAUGUCUAAUACUCACGGGGGUUAUGAUCUGCGGCUUCGUGACGGAUGCCAUCGGAACGCAUUCGGUUUUCGGGGCGUUCGUCUUUGGCUUGGUCAUUCCGAAUGGACCCUUGGGGGUAGUCCUGAUAGAAAAGCUGGAGGACUUCGUAUCGGGGCUUCUCCUCCCUCUCUUCUUCGCCAUUAGCGGGCUUAAAACUAAUAUCGCGGCGAUUAAAGGAGCCGCCACCUGGGGGUUCUUGUUUCUGGUGGUGGCUCUCGCCUGCGCUGGCAAAGUCGCCGGCACUGUCCUUGUUGCUCUUUUUUACAAGAUGCCCUUUCGCGAAGGCGUCACGCUUGGUUUCCUCAUGAACACCAAAGGCCUCGUUGAGAUGAUUGUACUCAAUGUUGGGAAAGAUCAAAAUGUGUUAGACGAUGAGUCAUUCGCAAUAAUGGUGAUAGUAGCCAUAAUCAUGACGGCCAUCGUCACGCCCAUCGUUACCACCAUAUACAAGCCCGCAAGGAGGUUCGUCCCCUACAAACGCAGGACCAUUCAAAGAUCAAAACCAGAUGCUGAGCUCCGAGUGCUGACGUGCAUCCACACGCCUCGAAACGUACCAACCAUCAUCAACCUUCUAGAGGCCUCCCACCCUACCAAGAAAUCCCCUAUCUGCGUCUACGUCCUUCACCUAGUCGAACUCACGGGCCGCGCCUCCGCCAUGCUCAUAGUCCACAACACCCGCAAAUCCGGCCGCCCGGCCCUCAAUCGGACUCAAGCUCAGUCCGACCACAUCAUCAACGCAUUUGAGAACUACGAGCAGCACGCCGGCUGCGUCUCUGUCCAACCCCUCACUGCCAUCUCCCCCUACUCCACCAUGCACGAAGACAUCUGCAAUUUGGCGGAGGACAAGCGUGUGGCUUUCAUCAUCAUCCCCUUUCAUAAGCAGCAAACCGUGGACGGUGGCAUGGAGGCCACCAACCCCGCGUUCCGAAUGGUGAACCAGAACGUGCUGGCCAACGCCCCCUGCUCCGUCGGGAUCCUCGUUGACCGCGGCCUGAGCGGGUCAACCCGUUUGGCAGCUAACCAAGUUUCCCACCACGUCGCUGUGUUGUUCUUCGGCGGACCUGAUGACCGCGAAGCCCUAUCGUAUGGGUGGAGGAUGUGCGAACAUCCGGGUGUCACCCUCACCGUGAUGCGGUUCAUCCCGGGUGACGACGCGACGGAGACGACGGUGGAGCCGAGCCACGAACCCAACGACCCCAGGGUGUUGACGGUGGUGACGGACUUGGAGAGGGAGAAGCAACUGGAUGAGGAGUACAUGAAUGAUUUUAGGAUGAAGAAUACGGGGGACGAGUCGGUUAUCUACGCAGAGAAGCUGGUGAACAAUGGGGAAGAGACGGUGGCGGCUAUAAGGUCGAUGGACAAUGUGCAUGACUUGUUCAUCGUUGGGAGGGGACAAGGGAUGAUAUCGCCGCUCACGGCGGGGCUGACGGACUGGAGCGAGUGCCCGGAGCUUGGGGCGAUUGGGGAUUUGUUGGCGUCGUCUGAUUUUGCAGCAACGGUGUCGGUGUUGGUGGUGCAACAGUAUGUUGGGGUUGGCCCGCAGGGCGAAGGGAUUGGGACGCCUGACAGCCCGAUUCAACAGAGUGACCUGUUCGGUCAUAGCCAGCAGGUAAACCAGGUCAACCGCCGCCCCCCACCGCCGAGAGGGCCACUGGCUGUGUUCAACCCCUAA
Molecule: messenger RNA, 2526 nt
Organism: Malania oleifera
Lineage: Eukaryota; Viridiplantae; Streptophyta; Magnoliopsida; Santalales; Ximeniaceae
Product: cation/H(+) antiporter 15
Exons: 3
Coding region: 1-2526 (841 amino acids)
Biological process (GO): proton transmembrane transport; regulation of pH
Cellular component (GO): membrane; endomembrane system
Molecular function (GO): antiporter activity
Source: RefSeq, a predicted model, not a curated record